AUGCUCGCGAAUGAAUAUCUUGCUCAGGCGGAGGGAAAGACUGGAAAAAUUAAACCGAGUGGGCCUGCUGCCUUAGCGGGGAUGGGUUGGAUCUUCCAAGUGCAGGACACGAAUUCGAAUGAACAAAUUCUGAAGACGAUCGAGCAAGGUUCGCAAACGGAGCGUUUUGUUGGAUCACCGUUGAUGGCCGAGGCUUUGGCAAUGCGGAUAACCCUCCUUAAAGCUAGAACAAAAGGAAUCCCUAAGAUGUGCAUUUACUCAAACUGUAAAGAGUUUGUCGAUGCAGUUGCCUCGUCCAAUGCAAACAAAGAGAUCUUUGGAAUUUUCCAAGACAUCAUCAACAUUAUCCCUCCUUUCUCUUGUUUAGAAUUUCGCUAUGUAUCACGAGAGAAAAAUAUGCUUGCGAACUCGCUUACUAAAAGUGCACUGAGAAGGGUGGAUAAUGUAACCUCUUAA
Arabis nemorensis is the source of this 456-nucleotide messenger RNA. NCBI's taxonomy places the organism in Eukaryota, Viridiplantae, Streptophyta, Magnoliopsida, Brassicales, Brassicaceae. The record is from the annotation of a GenBank genome assembly.